UUUCCGGUUCACCACAGGCCGCUUCUCCGUGGAAGGCUGAGACGGGCUGCGCCGACCGUCUGCGCAGACGGCGUCUGCGGUUGUCACGCAGCGGAAUGCCCGGCCUGCAUACUUCCCGGGUUCGCGCUUUGUACCGGCGCAUCUUGCAGCUUCACCGCGUUUUGCCCCCUGACCUCAAAGCCCUGGGUGACCAGUACGUGAAGGACGAAUUUAGGAGACAUAAGACCGUUGGUUCUGACGAAGCCCAGCGUUUCUUGCAGGAGUGGGAGGCAUAUGCAGCAGUGUUAUGGCAACAAGCUAAAGACAACAGACAAAAUUCAACUGAAAAAACAUGUUUUGGCAUUUCUCUUCCAGAAGAAAAACUUAAUGACUUUCGUGAUGAACAAAUUGGACAGUUGCAAGAGCUGAUGCAAGAAGCUACUAAACCCAACAGGCAGUUUAGUAUUAUUGAGUCUACAAAACCAAAAUUGUGAUACAAUGAAGCCAAAUAAAACAUGUAAAACCCA
Jaculus jaculus (lesser Egyptian jerboa) is the source of this 506-nucleotide messenger RNA. RefSeq names its product succinate dehydrogenase complex assembly factor 3 (gene Sdhaf3). Bases 96 to 473 code for a protein of 125 amino acids. Gene Ontology annotation, cellular component: mitochondrion; mitochondrial intermembrane space. The transcript has 2 exons. The record is from RefSeq and is a predicted model, not a curated record. Gene Ontology annotation, biological process: mitochondrial respiratory chain complex II assembly; succinate metabolic process. Lineage: Eukaryota; Metazoa; Chordata; Mammalia; Rodentia; Dipodidae.